Molecule: messenger RNA, 1098 nt
Organism: Penicillium odoratum
Lineage: Eukaryota; Fungi; Ascomycota; Eurotiomycetes; Eurotiales; Aspergillaceae
Gene: pex19
Product: putative peroxisomal membrane protein receptor Pex19
Exons: 3
Coding region: 1-1098 (365 amino acids)
Biological process (GO): protein import into peroxisome membrane
Cellular component (GO): peroxisomal membrane; peroxisome
Source: RefSeq, a predicted model, not a curated record
AUGGCGAGUGCUUCUGGCUCAGAUCUGCGGGAGGGUACAACCUUACCUGCCACCGACAUUCCCGCAUCUGAACAGCCCAUUGCGCAAACACCUGCGGAGCCCUCCCAGAAGAAGCAGGCCGAUCACGGCGAGGACGACGAUGAUGACUCCGAUCUAGACGAUUUGGAUGACGUCCUAGACGAUUUUUCCAAACCUAAGCCUGUACCUGCACCUGCGCCGCCCGCCCCCGCUCCCGCAGCCGAGGCCCCAGCGGGUGAUUUCGACGAAGAUGCAUUCCUCAAGCAAUUGGAACAAGACAUGGCAAACAUGAUGUCGAAUCCGGGCGCGAUGCCUAUGGACCCCAAUCUCGCCUCGGUAGAAGAGGGUGCUGAUCUUUUUGCGAAACAGCUGGGAGACAGCGGGAUUGAACCAGGGGAUUUCUUGAAACAGUUAUUAGCUGAUGUGAUGGCUGAAGAAAAGAACGGUGCCGGUGCGAAGGCAACGCCUAGUGAUACCACACCGGCACAUACAUCUGCUGAUACUGGAGCGUCGGGGUCUGGUGAACAACCGACUGAGUCUUUCAAUGAUGCGAUUCAGCGUACUAUGGAGCGUAUGAAGCACUCUGGUGAUCGUGCUACGGAGGCUGCGACUGAAGAUGAUGGGUUGUCGGAUGAUAUGAUAGCGCAGUUGCUUAAGGCGAUGGAAGCUGGAGCGGCUGGUGCAGGUGAUGACGGGGAUUUGUCGAAGAUGUUUAUGGGUAUGAUGGAGCAGCUAUCUAAUAAGGAGAUGCUCUACGAGCCUAUGAAGGAGCUGGAUGGGAAGUUUGCGCCUUGGAUUGAGAAGAAUAAGGUGGAUGGCAAGGUCCCUGCUGAGGAUAUGGCGCGGUACGAGACGCAGGCCAAGGUUGUGGGGCAGAUUGUGCGGAAAUUCGAGGAGACAGGGUACUCUGACGAUGAUCCGAAGUGUCGGGAGUAUGUGUGGGAGCGGAUGCAAGAGAUGCAAGCUGCUGGCAGUCCGCCAGAGGAGCUGAUUUCGAAUCCUUUGAUGGACAUGGGUGAUCUAGGAGGCGCUGGAGCUGCAGCUGCAGCUGGCGGAGUCCCUGAUUGUCCACAGCAAUGA